GCCAUCUUUCCUCUUCUCUCCCCAGUUCCUUCUUCAUUUUCUUAAUUCCCUUUGGGAAUUCUCAACUGGGUACCAGAGAUUUUCCAGUUUUGAAGUUGGGUUUUGUUUUUUUUUAAGAGGAAAAGAGAUGGGUUGGAACUGAAAUUUUAUAUCUCUAUAUCAGUUUCUCUUUAUAUAAAUACGUCCACCUGUACGUGCAUAUAUAAACAUAUAUAUGUUUACAUAUAUAGGAGAUAAAUUGUUCUUGUUUUUUAACUCUUUAUGGGGAGAUGAGAAAAAUCUGAAGAUAGCUAAGGGGAUUUUGUUGGAUGCUGAGUUGCUGAUUAACUGAUUUGGCCAAUUGAUAGUGGUUUUCUUUUUCAGAUUUUAUCUGCUAAAACAAGAAAGAAGGAUUAAGAGACCUUGGUUUUGUGAAUAUGUACAAAUCAUGCACAAGGUAUAAACAAUCCUCGCCGUGGUUUUCUUGAAAAGUUUCAGAUUCUUCAAUAACCAAAAAUAGACACGUUGAGCUCUUUUCUUCCUCAAUUAUCUCCCUCAAAACCUGCAUUUCACCCCCCAUAUAAUACAAACCCAACUCACCAAAUCUCAUCCCUGCCUCUUUCUCUCAUACAUAAUCUAUACAUACAACAAGAAGUACAGAGAAACUUCAACAUGCAGCAAGAACAAGGAGCGGGUGAGGAGCAGAUGAAUAAUCAGCAAGAUUCCAGAAGAGAUCAGACGAACCAGCAGCCGCAGCCGCAGCCGGAGCCACAAAAAUGUCCAAGGUGCGAUUCUAUGAACACAAAGUUCUGUUAUUACAACAACUACAGUCUAUCUCAGCCUCGCUAUUUCUGCAAGACUUGCCGGAGGUACUGGACACAAGGUGGAACUCUGAGGAACGUGCCGGUUGGUGGAGGUUGUAGGAAAGGGAUGAAGCGUGCUAAGACUGCUGGUUCAUCUUCUUCAUCUUCUGCUGGUUCGUCUGGUGAGACGGCAGAGUCAACGCCAUCACCAACUAUUAUCCCUUCAAACCCACCAUUGUUCCCUCCUGGUAAUCUGGGUUUGAUGAUCAGGAGCAAGGAUCAGGGUCAGAUUGGUGGGAAUCUUCCUACUGCUUCUGAAAUCUCCACCGUGGGGUCGUAUUAUCAGGGCUCUUUGGCUUCAAAUUUGAGUUUCUUGCCUGCUAAUCUUCAACCUUUUGGGUCUAAUGUUCAACCACAGCAGUUUUUCCAGAUGGGUAAUCCUAAUCCUUUAUACCCAUCUGAUCAUCACGGGAGCUUGAUCCAGUCAAGCAGGCCUCAUGAUCAUCACCAUCAUCAUCAUCAUCAGCAGCAGCAAAACUGGCACCACCGUUUCAUCAUCAACAACACUGCUAAUAAUCCAACUGUUGAUUCUGAUCAGACUCGGAUUAUGAGCAUCAAUGGCGGCAGGAAUAUUACUAGUCCCAGCAGCCGGAGUGAAAACACUAACACCACCACCACCACCUCCACCAACCCCACUGUUGGGUCUCCUCCUUUCAACCCAACAAGCCAAUGGCCUCAUGACUUUCCUGGUUAUUUUUCUCCUCCAUGAUCAAGUAUCAAUUUGUUGGGUAUAUCUAGACUAGACCUCUA
Carica papaya (papaya) is the source of this 1592-nucleotide messenger RNA. RefSeq lists its product as uncharacterized. NCBI's taxonomy places the organism in Eukaryota, Viridiplantae, Streptophyta, Magnoliopsida, Brassicales, Caricaceae. The record is from RefSeq and is a predicted model, not a curated record. Gene Ontology annotation, molecular function: DNA-binding transcription factor activity; DNA binding. Gene Ontology annotation, biological process: regulation of DNA-templated transcription.